CGGAGGUAUCCAUGGUUGCGAAUCUCAGACAGAAACUCGAAAAAUCUUCGUGUUUCUCCUUGCAGGUCAAACCUAUCAGACCAGACAGAUAGUUCACACUUGAAGCAUGUCUGGGUUCUUGCAGAAUUUGGAAGUUUGAAGCUCUCUCUUAAAGAUAGGACCGUCGUUUUGGCCCUUGCACGAGUGGAUUUGCUGGCUUUUUUUGGUUAUUCUGUUUCUUCACAUGCUUAGACCAACAAAGUAAUGCUGGCAGUAUGGGAAAGAAAGGAAGUUGGUUUUCUGCAAUUAAAAGGGUUUUCAUACCACACUCCAAGGAAAAGCUAAGUAAUGAAUCGGAUAAACGAAGUGGUAAAGAAAAGAAGAAGAAAGGCCUAGGAAAAUUAAGGCAUGGAGAAACCAAUUCCUUUAUUCCCCUCUUUAGAGAACCCAGCAGUAUUGAGAAAAUUCUUGGGGAGGCUGAAAGAGAGCAUAAACUAGUAUUCAGGCCUCCAACACCUCCAGAGCAGCCAACGACACCACCUUUUGUGCCUCAUAAAGAUGCUUCUCCAAGAGUUCCUUCACAGAGGAUUGCCUCUCCUAGGAUUGCUUCCCCGAGGGCUGCUUCUCCAAGAACCGUUUCCCCUCCACGAGCUGCUUCUCCAAGAGCUGCUCCACCUAAGGUCGUCCGUCCUCGACCAGAACCAACUUUAAGGAAUCAUCAUGCUUCUGCUACGAAAAUUCAAGCAGCCUAUAGAGGUUAUAUGGCGAGGAGAAGUUUUCGAGCUUGGAAAGGCCUUGUGAGGCUUCAAGGAGUUGUUAGAGGUCAAAACGUGAAACGUCAAACUUCAACUGCAAUGAAACGUAUGCAGCUUUUGGUGCGAAUACAGUCUCAGAUUCAGUCACGCCGGAUCCAGAUGUUAGAAAACCAAGCACGACAAGAGGUUCAUUUUAAGAAUGAUAAAGAAGUGGAGAGUACCUUGGGUAAAUUGGCCUUCAGUCAGGCAUCCGAGGCAGGCAAUGAAGACUGGGAUGAUAGUGUGCUACCAAAAGAAGAAAUCGAGGCAAGAAUGCAGAGGAAGGUAGAGGCAGUCAUCAAGAGAGAGAGAGCCAUGGCCUAUGCAUAUUCCCACCAGCUAUGGAAAACUACUCCAAAACCAGUUCACGCAGACAUUCGCACUCGUGGAUUUCCAUGGUGGUGGAACUGGUUAGAACGUCAGCUAUCUUCUAGCAACACUCCUGAAAGCCAAGGCAUUAAGAAUUUCCCGCUUACACCACCAAGGCCAAAUUCCGAAUUGAAGCCUAGUCCAAAACCGCCAUUGAGCAGCAAGCAACAUCAAUUUAUGUUUGACAAUAUGGACACUCCAACACCGAAAUCUACAAGAUCAACUACACGACCUAUGCAAACUCCACCUAGUAGAAUCCUACAAGGAAGCAGUUCAGGAUUGUCAAAAUAUUCAAGACCGAGAGCUAGUGGAGCGGAUUCGCCAUUCGACUUGCCCUUGAAGGAUGAUGACAGCCUUACUAGCUGCCCACCAUUUUCAGUUCCAAAUUACAUGACACCAACAGUUUCAGCGAAGGCCAAAGCAAGAGCCAACAGCAAUCUGAAGGAGAUGUUCAUGGGGACUCCAGGAAGCGAGUCAUCGAAGAGGCGGGUUUCAUUCCCUUUGACACAAGGGAUAGGAUCAUUCAAGUGGAGCAAAGGGUCUUUGUUUUCAGGCAAGGAUUCAAGCUCUCAAAAGGGUUUAGAUAAGAACCAAUCGCUUCAAUCUAUAGGUAAUUUGAGUGUGGAUUCAACCGUUUCAAUGCCUGCUACGGUUGGAAGAAAGCCAUUUAACCGAUUUGUGUGAUCUUCUAUUGUUCCUUAUUUUUUAACCUUUGAUUUCUUCAUUUUGGUGUUUAUCUGAGUGUAUGGUGCUAUGUUGAGUUGCACAAUUUACUGGUUGUAAGAUAAAAAUAAAAAAUAAAAAAAAAAAAACCCUAUAGGAAAUGAUGGUUUCAAUGUAACACGAUUUGGGGUUUGGUAAGCUAUUAUAGUAAUUUUUUUUAA
Messenger RNA from Gossypium raimondii (Peruvian cotton), 2026 nucleotides. RefSeq names its product protein IQ-DOMAIN 13. The record is from RefSeq and is a predicted model, not a curated record. The transcript has 7 exons. The coding region runs from base 255 to 1826 and encodes 523 amino acids. Lineage: Eukaryota; Viridiplantae; Streptophyta; Magnoliopsida; Malvales; Malvaceae. Gene Ontology annotation, molecular function: protein binding.